Molecule: messenger RNA, 672 nt
Organism: Racocetra fulgida
Lineage: Eukaryota; Fungi; Glomeromycota; Glomeromycetes; Diversisporales; Gigasporaceae
Source: the annotation of a GenBank genome assembly
AUGCCAGAAGAAUGGAGAUCGAUUCGUGUUCCUUUCCCUCCCAAAAUAAAUGCUCGUGAUUUUGUUAAGCCGCGUCGUGAUGGGUCCCCAAAGAAGAGAUGUGCUAAUUAUUUCUUGGUAUAUCGCGUUCAAUUUGCAGAAGCACUGAAGGCACAUUGUUGUAAUUCGGCACUCAUGACGGACAUAUCAAGUAUGGCAGGAGAUGCUUGGAGAGAAGAACCAGAGCAUGUUCGUCGUUUUUAUAAACAGAUCGCAAAUGACAUUAAGAGGCUUCACUCAGAGUCAGUUAAAUCUGCUCAAAAUGCCAAAUCUUCAAAAACCAAUGUUUCUAAAACCAUCGAUUCAUCUGUGAAAAUACAACCAUCAUCAGAUCAACCGCCACCAUCCGAAUCUUCCUCAAAUUCUCAAGUAAUGCCUUCGUUUGAUAAUAUACAAUCACCAGUGGAUUUAUUUUAUGAGCCAAUUACGGAUUUUGCUCAAACUAUUCCAAACCAUUCGUUCCCGUAUCUACAAAAUUUGCACACGAUAGAUCAUAUUAAUAUGAAUCCGGUUCCAUAUAUGUAUGGCCAACCUAGUAUUCCGCAGGAAUAUGAAUAUCUGAAUCCCGGUUCUUUUCAUGACAACAACAUUGAUUCAACUAAAAAUACUUGUGAUUUUUUAUUUGAUCUUUAA